GCGAUGGUAGAAGCUGCUGGGAUGGCGCUAGUAGCGAGUAUAGAUUGAAUUGGCGCGGCCGAUCCGGUCAAUGCGGUGCGAUGAUCUUCCCAUUGAUGAAGCUGGCCACUCUGGCAUUGCGGACGCUGAGCAAGCCCGUGGCGAAUCGGUUGAAGAAGACGGCGGCGCAUCAUCCCAGGUUUCGCGAGUCGAUCAGCAAAAUGGCGCAGCUCAACCACAGGUUUAGCGUGAAUCUGCAAAGGCGGAUCUAUGGCCACGCCACGGAUGUGGAAAUCCGGCCGCUCAACGAGGAGAAGGCCGUGCAAGCCGCGUCGGAGAUGCUGGGCGAGUUCUUCAUUUUUGGGGUUGGAGGAGCAGUGGUGAUUUUCGAGGUGUCGAGGAACGCGCGCUCGGAGGAAGCCAAGAGAAAGGAGGAGGCGAGGAAGGAAGACGAGAGGAGGAUGAAGGAAGAGGCGAUCAUGUCAAGAAUCUCCGGAGUGGAGACGCGAUUGGAUGUCAUCGAGGAAUUGCUGCGAGGGAGAGGAUAACUUUCGGCCGAAGAAACUUUCGUUUUUAAAUAUCUUCUUACUCCAAUUUUGGAGGCCCUUGAAUUAGGGUUCUUGGCUGUAUAAAAUUCGCUAUUGGGACUA
Messenger RNA from Selaginella moellendorffii, 629 nucleotides. Its product is annotated as optic atrophy 3 protein homolog. The transcript is spliced from 4 exons. The record is from RefSeq and is a predicted model, not a curated record. Lineage: Eukaryota; Viridiplantae; Streptophyta; Lycopodiopsida; Selaginellales; Selaginellaceae. Gene Ontology annotation, cellular component: mitochondrion. The coding region runs from base 81 to 527 and encodes 148 amino acids. Gene Ontology annotation, biological process: regulation of lipid metabolic process.